This is a messenger RNA of Gorilla gorilla gorilla (western lowland gorilla), 660 nucleotides long. RefSeq names its product caspase recruitment domain family member 16 (gene CARD16). Lineage: Eukaryota; Metazoa; Chordata; Mammalia; Primates; Hominidae. The coding region runs from base 61 to 654 and encodes 197 amino acids. The transcript has 3 exons. Gene Ontology annotation, cellular component: IPAF inflammasome complex; NLRP3 inflammasome complex; AIM2 inflammasome complex. Gene Ontology annotation, molecular function: cysteine-type endopeptidase activity; caspase binding. The record is from RefSeq and is a predicted model, not a curated record. Gene Ontology annotation, biological process: proteolysis; regulation of apoptotic process; regulation of inflammatory response.
AAAAAGGAAGGCGAAGCAUACUUUCAGUUUCAGCCCACACAAGGGUAGGAGAGAAAAGCCAUGGCCGACAAGGUCCUGAAGGAGAAGAGAAAGCUGUUUAUCCAUUCCAUGGGUGAAGGUACAAUAAAUGGCUUACUGGAUGAAUUAUUACAAACAAGGGUGCUGAACCAGGAAGAGAUGGAGAAAGUAAAACGUGAAAAUGCUACAGUUAUGGAUAAGACCCGAGCUUUGAUUGACUCCGUUAUUCCGAAAGGGGCACAGGCAUGCCAAAUUUGCAUCACAGACAUUUGUGAAGAAGACAGUUACCUGGCCCAGACGCUGGGACUCUCAGCAGCUCUUCAGGCAGUGCAGGACAACCCAGCUAUGCCCACAUCCUCAAGCCCAGAAGGCAGAAUCCAGCUUUGCUUUCUAGAAGACGCUCAAAGGAUAUGGAAACAAAAGUCGCAGAGGUGCCAUGUUCAGAAUACAAUAAUAAAGUGGAGUGAAAGAUAUACUUCAGGCAGUUUUGAAAUGCAGUGGCUUUUUCUUAGAACCAAUUUUAUUGAGCGGUUCUGGAGGAUCAUACUUCUGCUCCCCUUGCACAAAGGAUCUCUAUAUCCUAGAAUCCCAGGUUUAGGUAAAGAGUUGCAAACUGGAACUCAUAAAUUAUCAUAGUCUUCA